This is a messenger RNA of Microdochium trichocladiopsis, 3142 nucleotides long. RefSeq lists its product as uncharacterized. Bases 59 to 2746 code for a protein of 895 amino acids. NCBI's taxonomy places the organism in Eukaryota, Fungi, Ascomycota, Sordariomycetes, Xylariales, Microdochiaceae. The record is from RefSeq and is a predicted model, not a curated record. The transcript is spliced from 4 exons.
GCAUCGCCCAACUGAGUCGCAACUGCGACGGGAUCUGCCUUAUUUAACGCCAGUCGAGAUGGAGGCGGUCGCCGCUCUGUCUUUUACCUGCAACAUCCUUCAGCUCGUCAGCACCGGCCUCAAGGUGACGACAGCGCUGAAGCAGAUCCGCGACGAGCACAAGCCGGACGCCAGCAUAAAGACAAAUGCGAGUACACUCCGAGAGCUCUCCAGCAAACUCGAGGCGUCGAUACAGAACCAGAAUACGAAUGGUGGGGUUGGCAAUCGAGAUCUUCUGGAACGCGCCCAAGAUGUUGUCAAAACAUCGCACAGGCUAGAAAAGAUCUUUCAAAGGUACUCGGAUAGCCAAAAGGGCAAUGCAGUCGCGAAUUUCUUCAAUUUCGCCAUCCUCGACAAGAACCGCAUUCAAGGGGCGGAAAAGCGGCUGCAUGAGGCCCAACAAGCCUUGCAGAGCACGAUCCUCGUCGAACUACGAGACACCCUGGACACAGAAUGGGCUGCCAUCAGCCCUGUCCUGUCAUCUCUCGACUCUAGCCUGCAACCUCUAGUGCGAGAGCUUCACGACGGGAACAUGCAUGUAGCCAACCUUACGAGGCACAUCGACGAGUCACUGAGUCGACAUCUGGCGGCAAUCAAAAUUGACACAGCCGGGGCCAUAAAGGCAACAACGGAAGUUCGUGAGACAUUAGAGCAGCACACCAGACGAGUCACGGUAAUUCAUCAAUCUCAGGAACAAAAAGAUGCGACAAGACGGCUGCUGCGCAGUCUCACUUUCCCAUCCAUGAACGCUCGACGAAACAUGAGCGCACUCGAACAUGCCAAGGGAACAUUCGAUUGGGUGUUUGAGCGGGACAAACGGUGCUGCAAUCACGAGCAUGAGCGGCUAAGUGCUAGCCACAGCAUUCAACGCCACGAGGCAUUCGGUGCCUUGCACCUGUGGCUACUGGACACUCAGCAACGCGUGUUCUGGAUCAAUGGACAUGCAGGGACGGGCAAAAGCACACUCAUCCAUUAUUUGACGGAUGCACUGCGCUGCGAUUCACUUCCAGACGCCCUGAAAACCGACCUGGGCAAUCUAAUAGCACUCUCCGUCUUCAUCUGGGCUUCUGGAGACGAAAUGCAGAGGUCAAUCAAGGGCUUGCUAUGCUCUCUAUUGCAUCAGCUCCUGAAAUUGGAUAGCAUGCUGGCAAAUGCAACAACGUGGACGGAAGCUUCGUGGUGGGAAAAGGAGAGUUUGGCAGACUGGAGCGAGCCGGAGCUUGAUCUAGCUCUUCAGGCUGCUCUCAGAAGACAGCGCGAUAUUGAUCCAAGCAAGACUGUUCUUCUCUUUGUGGACGGCCUCGACGAAAUCUCGCAGGAAGAUGACAGCUCUAGCCGACUCGUGUGCCUGAUCGACUCCCUACAACGACACAGCAACACCAAGCUCUGCGUCUCCUCCCGUCCUGAGCCUAUCUUUGAGAGGUCAUUACAGCGUUAUCCGCAUCUGCGGCUCCAAGAUCUCACCUACCAUGACAUUGUCCACUACCUGAGGCAAGAGUUGGAAGAGCCAUUACGGACUUCGCAGACUUCCAAGAGCCCUUGGAACAACGUCUACAUGGUCAUCUGGGAAGUUGCCCGACGUGCGGAAGGGGUGUUCUUAUGGGUCCAGCUGGUCACACGGAGUCUCAAAGAAGGCAUUACAAAUGGUGACACUUGGGACUUGCUUUGGGCCAGAAUAGAGAAGACCCCCGCGAAACUCGACUCAUUGUACAAGUCGAUGCUGCAACGAAGGGAUGCGCAGGCUGAUGUAUAUGAUGCCUCUGCCGCAAUUUUCUUUACGUUGAUUCUCGAUGGGGCCCGUGCCGACAUGAACAGGCUCGAUUUUAUCACGUUAUAUGUGCGGCACGAUUUGCGCAUAGCCCUACAGAACACCAAAGGGAACUGGGCUGAGUAUCAAGAUAUCUCGGUGCGCAAAGCUAUGGAAGAUGUGCGAGUUCGGAUCCGUGCCCAGUGCGCCGGGCUGCUAGUGGUCAACCCUGGAAGCGAAGAUGGAGAUCAUGAUUCUAUGCGAGUUGGCUUCAUCCAUCGCACAGCAAAGGACUUUUUGACAGACCAACGCCGGAAGCUCUGGCAGCAUGUGGCCUUGGAAUGGCGGACUUGCGUCGACGUAAGGUAUCUCCUCGCAAGGGAUACCCGGACCAUCGAUGAUGCGGACAUUUGGUCUGAUCGUUACGAAUGGGACACAACGUUGCUGUGGCAGGUCUUAAAUGACAUCCACAAGACCAACUAUUUCUGGCUCGACAUCCACGAUGAGAUCAUGGACUACCUGGCGGAUACCAUGCGCAAGAACUUGUAUUGGCACUGCGACAAACGCAAUCCAGUUGUAGUGGCGGUGCACAAAGGCUGCAGGACCCCGGAUCACUGGCUCGCCACAUGGAAGCCUUCAGAAAUCUCCAAGGAAGAUUUUCUCAACCAGCUGUUACUUUGUGCAGCAGAUGAGUUAAAGUGGCAUUCAGGCAUGGACGACCACGGAGGUGCCUUCCUAUGGCUUCUCAAGCAUGGCGCCAAUCCAUACUGGCAGGACCGUCAAAAUUUCGACACUUUCGGGCAAACGGCGAUGCGGGUCCUCUGCGAUAUGCUGAAGUACAAAGGCUCCCACCUCGACGAGGAGAUCGUUACAUUUAUGUACUGGCUGGCCGAGUGCGGUUUUCCCGAGGACACGAGAGUUAAGCGGUGGUUUUCGAGAUUCGCCGAGGACGAAGAAUAGGAUAUCGAAGGAUGACAGGUCGGGCUCCUGCCACAUAAGGACGCUCCCUUCUUUGUGGGCGCCCCAGCUAGAGGGGGUAUUCUCAUGCACAUGGAGGCGUAAUGAACAUGGCAACCAACUUGAAUAAUCGCGCAUUUGUCGAUUCUGUCAUACCGCUCGAGAUCGUGAGCGUCACGCAUUCUCAGCCGUUGCAUUAUGCUUAGCCACUACUCAUCAUAGCGAUGCACGACGUGGCAAACUCAUAGAACGUUCAGAGCUCACUGCUCGUAGACUGGCUGGAAUGGCAGCUCUGCCAGGGAAAUGGAAACUAGCCAUGCCACCUUGCAGACUCUGUUUCUAAAGAGCUUUCCGAGCGCUGUGUUUUCCUUUCGAGCAUACGUCUCUAGCAUAACGACG